This is a messenger RNA of Megalobrama amblycephala (Wuchang bream), 2046 nucleotides long. It is a transcript of the gene prkacba, whose product is annotated as protein kinase, cAMP-dependent, catalytic, beta a. The transcript is spliced from 10 exons. Lineage: Eukaryota; Metazoa; Chordata; Actinopteri; Cypriniformes; Xenocyprididae. Gene Ontology annotation, biological process: peptidyl-serine phosphorylation. Gene Ontology annotation, molecular function: cAMP-dependent protein kinase activity; ATP binding. The record is from RefSeq and is a predicted model, not a curated record. Gene Ontology annotation, cellular component: cAMP-dependent protein kinase complex; nucleus. The coding region runs from base 167 to 1348 and encodes 393 amino acids.
GAAGUAUAACUAUCUCAGUUGGUGGUAAGACAAAGACUCACUAUGUUAAUCUAGACUUGCAAACAGGAAAUGACUAUGACUUCUCUGUGCUCCAGAAACACUAGUUGAAGAGCAUUGUGGUUAUCAACCAGUUUGAGACUUUCCUUCUGUAUGAACAGUACGUGUGAUGGCCCAGACAAAAGACCCGAACUUUGGGCAGUCAACAGGCUCUGCCCUUCAGAAACUGGACACGUUAGCUAGCCGAUUUUUUCACAAAUAUCGGAAAGGGAACCAGGAGAAAGGACUAGAGAAUGAGGGGCCACAUGUGUCAGAGUACACUGGCCUUUGGGAUGCAGCAAUGAAAGAAUACUUGGCAGAAGCCAAAGAAGAUUUUUUGAAAAAAUGGGAGUGUCCGCCACAGAGCACAUCAUGUCUGGAUGACUUUGACAGGCUGAAAACUCUUGGGACUGGAUCUUUUGGAAGAGUCAUGCUAGUCAAGCACAGACAGUCGGCACAAUACUAUGCUAUGAAGAUUCUGGACAAGGAAAAAGUGGUGAAGCUCAAACAGGUAGAACACACAUUAAACGAGAAGAAAAUAUUACAAGCAGUGUCCUUUCCUUUCCUUGUGAAGCUGGAAUGCGCUUUUAAGGAUAAUUCAAAUUUAUACAUGGUCAUGGAAUAUAUCCAAGGCGGUGAGAUGUUUUCACAUCUGAGACGGAUUGGAAGAUUCAGUGAGCAGAAUGCACGUUUCUAUGCUGCUCAGAUUGUUCUGACGUUCGAGUAUCUUCAUACUCUAGACCUCAUCUACAGGGACCUAAAACCUGAAAACUUGCUCAUUGAUCAUCAGGGAUACAUCCAGGUAACAGACUUUGGCUUUGCCAAACGAGUCAAAGGCAGAACUUGGACAUUGUGCGGUACACCAGAGUACCUGGCACCAGAGAUCAUUCUCAGCAAGGGCUACAACAAAGCUGUUGACUGGUGGGCGAUGGGUGUUCUGAUCUAUGAAAUGGCUGCUGGAUAUCCACCUUUCUUCGCUGAUCAACCAAUUCAGAUCUAUGAGAAGAUCGUAUCUGGCAAGGUACGAUUCCCCUCUCACUUCAGUUCAGACCUGAAGGAUCUUCUGCGCAAUCUGCUGCAGGUGGACCUCACAAAGCGCUUUGGCAAUUUGAAAAAUGGAGUCAGUGACAUCAAAAACCACAGAUGGUUUGCUACGACAGACUGGAUUGCAAUCUAUGAGAAGAAGGUUGGCGCUCCCAUCAUACCGAAGUGCAGAGGGCCCGGAGACACAAGUAACUUUGAUGAUUAUGACGAGGAAGACAUACGGGUGUCUGUCACAGAGAAAUGUAUAAAGGAGUUCUUGGAGUUCUAGGGCAUCUGUAAAAGCUUUAGUAGGAGUUCCUGGGUCUUGUUCUGGUCUUCUUUUCUUUUUUUUUUUUUUUUUUUUAAACAUUUAUGAUUAAAUUUAAUAUUUUUACUUGAAUAUGUUAAUUAAUUUAUAAAAUGAAUAAAGACUAUUUUUUAGAGUUUCUUUUUCUUUUUCUUUUUUUUUUUUACCCACUUUAUGGAAUACUUCUCCAUUUCCCCCCUGUCUGUUACACAUUAAAGAAAAGUAUAAAGAAAAGUUCAGUAUUAUGUGAUAUGUGAAAAAAGCAGAAAGUUUUCUGUGAUGGGUAGGUUUAGGGAUAGUGUGUGUGUGUGUGUGUGUGUGUGUGUGUGUGUGUGUGUGUGUGUGUGUGUGUGUGUGUGAUAUCUGUAGAAUGUAUAUGCUGAAGAAAGCCUGUGGCUGUUCAGAAAUAUGAAAAGGUAAAUAAAGUACAAUGUAAAAUGUAUACAGCUCAAUCAUGUAUGAUCCUGAUAUUGCAUCUGAAGUCUUAAACUGCUCUGAAAUUGUGACAAAAAAAAAAAAACUUCAAAUUUGUUCACCUUUACAGUAAUUUUUUUUCUUUUAUGGACCAUGUGAAUAGAUUAAUUUUAAGAGAAAUUUUAUAUAUGCUGUAAAGAUCAUGCUGUACAAUUUUGGGACCAAUUAUUUUGACAUUGAAUAAAAGAAAAUUAUUUACUUUGUCU